AGAGAGAGAGAGAGAGAGAGAAUGAUUCCGUUGACGAAGAAUUCCAUAGAGCACUUCACCCAUCCAGGGCAUCGGCUAGUACAGCUUACCGCUAACACAGAAUACGUCUGUGAUGGUUGCAAGACCAAUGGAUCCGGGACAAGGUACCGAUGCAAUCGGUGCGACUUCGAUAUCCAUGAAUUCUGUGGUACAUGCCCUAGAAGCCUCUCCUCCUUCAUGCAUCCACACCCACUCAAUCUAUUAGUCUGCAAAGCUAAAGCCACUCGCCGGAACGAGCGCGUCUGUAACGUCUGUGGGGACCAUGUGGAAGGGCUGUUCUACAGGUGCAAGGAUUGCGAAUUCGAUGUUCACCCACUUUGUACCCAGUUGCCUCAGUCCCUAUGCCACGCGCUCCACCCGGCGCAUCCGUUAACCCUCCAGUCAUCAUCAUCAUCAUCUGGCUUGUGUGCCUUUUGCCAAGGCUCGUGUUGGUCUUGGCGUUAUGGGUGCGGAGCUUGUGGCUUUUAUAUUCAUCUGGAAUGCCUUCUACAAACCUUUGAUUCGCCAACACAACGCUCAGUUCCGCUUGGUCAGCCACGUCCACCAGGGCCACCACCACAAUGCUCAAUUCCGCCGUUUGGUCCAUCAGGGAUGCCAUUAUAUGGUGGUUCUGGUCAUGGGAUGCCUUCCGGGUAUAGUACACCAAGGCCGCCACCAUAUGGUGGUUAUGGUUAUGGGAUGCCUUCAGGGCCGCCACCAUAUGGAGGUUAUGCUCAUGUGAUGCCUUCUGGAUAUAGUCUGCCAGGGCCACCACCACAAUGCUCAAUUCCGCCGUUUGGUCCAUCAGGGCUGCCAUUAUAUGGUGGUUCUGGUCAUGGGAUGCCUUCCGGGUAUAGUACACCAAGGCCGCCACCAUAUGGUGGUUAUGGUUAUGGGAUGCCUUCAGGGCCGCCACCAUAUGGAGGUUAUGCUCAUGUGAUGCCUUCUGGAUAUAGUCUGCCAUGGCCGCUACCAUAUGGUUAUGGGAUGCCUUCUGGGUAUAGUCCAUACUACAAUGGAAACCAUCAGACUCCAACAGUUGGUGGAACAACAAAUGGGAUAGCGGGCAAGAUGUAUAGACUUGUAGCACAACUAGCUGUUGGGGUGGCCUCUAGUGCCAUCUUUGGAUUAAUGUCAUAGAUCCAAUCAGAUUCAACAUUCAACAAGUUAUUGUCUAAUCUCUAUAUGUCCAUCAGGAUGCUUCCAGUAUAAAAUCUGUAUUUUUUUUUUAGCCAUUGAAAGUUGUGAUAUAUAUAACAGAGGAAAUAAAAUAAAUUACAAUUCUAGCAUAAGUUGUAGCCCAACCAUCUGCAGC
This is a messenger RNA of Ilex paraguariensis (yerba mate), 1333 nucleotides long. Lineage: Eukaryota; Viridiplantae; Streptophyta; Magnoliopsida; Aquifoliales; Aquifoliaceae. The record is from the annotation of a GenBank genome assembly.